Seriola dumerili (greater amberjack) is the source of this 3525-nucleotide messenger RNA. RefSeq names its product tumor protein p63-regulated gene 1-like protein (gene tprg1). The transcript has 6 exons. The record is from RefSeq and is a predicted model, not a curated record. NCBI's taxonomy places the organism in Eukaryota, Metazoa, Chordata, Actinopteri, Carangiformes, Carangidae. Bases 136 to 987 code for a protein of 283 amino acids. Gene Ontology annotation, cellular component: cytoplasm.
UUUGACAGGAAUCGGGAACAAGGAAGUUAUGCACCUGUUGCUGCUGCCUAUUUACUCAACUCUCAAAAUAUAUCACACUGCGACCUCGAUAAUUAGUGUGUUGUUAAUCCUGUCUUAGAGGUGUUGUGAAGCAGCAUGAUGGCAGAGGCAGAGGUGGAGGUGGAAGCAGCGCCCACCGAGGAGCAGCAGGAGCAGCAGCAGCUGAGCCCUUCUUCCAGCGGCCCGGAGUACACUCAGCCUGCUGCCCGCACAGAGCCCACCGAGGAGCGGGCAGCGGAAGGCGGAGCGGCCCGCUUCCAGCAGCACGAUGCCUUCCCCGAGGAGACAUCUCUGGACGAAUUCAGACUGAAAAAGUUCUUCGUGCUGAGGCCUGGCACUCUGAAUCAGGCCAUCAAAGACGUUGAAGCCCUGGUGGAUAAAGAAGUAGAUGGCAGCAUUCACAGCAUCUGGCUGAUGGCAGAGGUGGAUCACUGGAACAAUGAAAAGGAGCGUCUUGUUCUGAUCACAGACAACUCUCUCCUGGUCUGCAAGUACGACUUUGUCAUGUUCAGCUGUGAGCAGUUACAGAGGAUCCCGCUGAACUUCGUGGACCGCAUCUCCCACGGGACCUUCAGCUUCCCAAAGCGCUCCAUUCUCCGGAGAGAAGGGGAGGGGUUGCGAGUCUUCUGGGACCGGCUGAGAGAGCCCUCCUUCAUCUCCAGGUGGAACCCCUUUGCCACUGACUUCCCUUUCAUCACCUUCACCUACCACCCCGUGAGGAACAUCAGUGACUCAUUCGCUGCACUCUGUGACAUCCAGAACUUCCGUGAGAAGCUCAAAGAUGCAGCACAGAAAGUCCAUGUCAUGAAGCCAGUUCCUGGGAAGGCUAAUGGCGUCCUGGUCCUGAAUCAGCCGAUCCACAUAGAGGCCUAUGUGGGCCUCAUGUCUUUCCUCGGGAACCAGAACAAACUGGGCUACAGCUUUGCUCGAGGAAACAUUGGCUUCUAAACUCUUCAACAUUAAUAUAAAACUUCUGUUGUUCAGAUUGUUUGCUCUAAUUUAUAUGCCUCAGAUUCAUGUUCAUAAGUUUGUUUACAGACUUCAUAAUUCUUGAAGGAUUGACCAAAGGUUUUUCCAUAUUCAGGUCUGUUUUUGUUCCACGUUGAAGCCUGGAUUCCCAGGCUGAGGUGUAUGAGGUUUAAACAACUGUGUGAUCUCCCCCACUGCUUAUUACCAGUGUGUGGUGUCUGAGUACUCAGAAAUAUCCACAUUUCAACACCGCUCUUCACUGGAUGACGGAUCCCCCGCUGCUCUCAAGGAGCUUUGUACUUGCUCCUCAGUGAUAUGGUAAUUCAACUCUUUCGCAAUGGGACUCCUUUCUUCCUCCCCCAGUGUCUCUGUUAAAAGCUCAUUCCCAUGCCAUUCACCCCCUUAGAGAUUCACUGGAGCAUGGGGGCACAUUUGUCAGUUUAUCAUUUGUAGUGUAUUUUUACAGUGCAUACAGUGCUGGAAUUUCCCCUUGAUUUGUGUGUCUACUGUGUGGCUCUUCCUUGUUUAGUAUCAUCUGUUUGUUUUUUGAGCUUGUAACAGACAUGAAAAUAUAAAAUUACAUAUUUUGUUUUUUCCCUUUUUACUGGUAUAAAAAUAUACUGUUUUUAUGCAGAUUCCUACGCACUCUUUUUGUUCUGUGCACUUCAUUUGUGACUCAUCUUUUUACCUUUACCUUGUCCAAAACUUAAAGAAUUCAUACUUGCUGAAAUGUGAACGUAGAGGUGACCUUUCACCCCUCAGCAGUCCUGUUAUUGCUGCAGAACAUAAGUAAUAUUAUCACACAUUUAAAGUCAUAGUAUAAAUAGAUUAAGAUUACAGUCCUGGCUGAUGUGGCGACACCUGUGGUCACUGGUGGUAACAGCAGGUGUGGAUUGUUUGUAUAAAGAUCCCCAUUAGCUUUUGCAUUUCAGCAGUUAUUCUUCCUGAGGUCUAUAAAGUUUUUAUGAAUAAUAUAACCAUACACAUUCACACUACUCAUCCCAGUUCACAUAACACAUAAUAAUGCACGUAACAAAAACAGCUGACUCAAUUUAAAUAACACAAAGAAAAUGAGCAAUCUCCAACAGAAUCUAUCAUCAUCUAACAGAUAAUACUACAGCUGACACUCGCUGAGCAGCUACUUUGUCACCAGUCCAAUGUUUUUAAUAUAAAGUAGACAGUAUAAAGAAAAGACACCUGUAGCAUACGGCUAACUCUCACAGCAGCCGGUAUAGUGAAGGGAAUAACUGGAAGUCAGCGUCAUGGGGUUAGGAGUACGGAGUUACAGAAUAUAAAUACAGGUACAUUGAAUGGCUAAUAAGUAUGAUCAAAAACUUUGAUUUGGUUUGAUUUAAUGACGCUUCGACAGUAAAAUUGUUCACUAAUAACACAGUCUUGUUUACGAAUCACAUCCUUUCCUGAGUGACAGGAGUGAAUGCAGACAAACUAAACCAGUAUUUAGUCUCUUCAGGCAAUCUCAUCAGGAAACAAGGUUAAGUAUGUCCCAAGAAGAGUUUCCCAGGAAUACAUGCAGCUGUUAUUUCACAUGGUAAAGUAUAUGGUUUAGUUCAGGACCUUUAGUAUCAUGUAUCAUAACCUUAGGGUUUGAAGGGGUUAACAUGUUUCCUCCCAGAAUGAGGACGUGUCUCUUAUCCUGGAUCAAGGACUCCUCUGGCCUGGAGCGAGGCACCUCAUCCAUAUUUCUGCUCUGCAGGUUGUAAAAGACGUUCAGAAAACAGGAUUAGCUGCUGGAUAAAUGAGCAUUCAUAAAGUUAUGUCGCUGAGAACUUCAGCAGAGUCUCACACGUGGGUCACCUGGUGAAGAGGUGACUUUAUUUUAAGAAUAUCCAACUACGUGUGUUUAUUUUUGUUUGGUUUCCAUGGAUUACAUUUGUAGCUGUGAUCAUUUUAUUCUUUAAUUGUCAUGACAUCUUAGCUGCAGGUAAACUAGUUAUCAAAAACAUUGUGACAGUGAACACUUCAAAGACUUUCAUUAGAAAUAAUGAAGGACUUCCUGAUGUAAUAUUUGUGAUUACACUGGUUGCUGUUCAGAUGAUGCGUUGUGCAAGUUCAGUCAUGUUUAAACUUUAAUGAGGCUCCAAUCUUCGUUUUUCUCUUGUUUUUUGUCAGCCUUCAUUUUGUAACCGUUAAGAGCAUCACUUCACUUGGCUGUUGUCUAGAUGUGAUGUGACUUGCUCUUAAUGCCGGGCUGUAGGAUAAAUAUGGGCCAGUGUGUGUGUGCAGAUGUGCGUGCAGGAGGGACUGAAUUAAAGCUCUGCUUUGCUCUCAAGCAUGCAUGCACACUCUGCACAGCACUCCAGACUGACUGCUGAACUGAGACAGGACAGGUGCGCAGACCCCGGCAGUUUAAUCUAAAUAAUUUAUUAAUAGACAUAACCAACGAAUUUGCAGUGCCCUGAGUUUCAAUCUAAGGACAUACUGUAUAUGUUAGGUGUCAUUUCACCACAAUACAACAGUAGAAGAUUUACUCUGUAAAACUUUAAGCUACUCCUUAAA